Brassica rapa (field mustard) is the source of this 920-nucleotide messenger RNA. RefSeq names its product kunitz trypsin inhibitor 2. The record is from RefSeq and is a predicted model, not a curated record. Gene Ontology annotation, molecular function: endopeptidase inhibitor activity. NCBI's taxonomy places the organism in Eukaryota, Viridiplantae, Streptophyta, Magnoliopsida, Brassicales, Brassicaceae.
GUACAAUGUGUGUUGCUCUCCACACAACUCAACUCACUCAAAAUCCUAAACACACACAAAAAAAAAUGAAGAAGCCUUCGGUAACCUCUUUUCUCAUCACUCUCCUCUUGUCUGCAGCUGUCUGCGCCCACGGCACUACAGAAUCCAACGGAACUCCAGUUAAGGUCGGGGAAAAAUACUUCAUGCUGCCUGUUAAGACAGAGAAUAACGAUGGAGGUGGUCUUGUUCCAGCCGCCACCAACAUACUUCAGUCUUGUCCACUUGGCAUCACCCAAACACGUCUUCCGAACCAACGGGGCAUCCCCGUUAGCUUCCGAUAUACAGAAACUAUCGACAGAGACUUCAUUACCACAGACACCUCUAUAAACAUCGAGUUCAUGUCCGACAUCUGGCCAGUCUGCAGCGAGUUCUCCAAGUUAUGGGCAGUCGAUGACUCCUCAUCUGCCAUUAUCAUCGGUGGUAAACACAAGAGCCCAAAUAGCGCGUUUAAGAUACAAAAUGUUACGGUAGCAGAACACACUUAUAAGUUGACCACCUCAUACGGAACCGUUGGAACUACCCCACCGCAGCUACUUGUCACCAAUGAUGAGUCUAAGACCUUAGUCGUCCAGUUCGUGAAGGCUGAUGAUGAUGCUACUAAGGCUACUUCUCGUGUUGAAAAGUUAGGUCUAAGGAUGUUCCCAUUCUACUAGUCAAAGAUCAAGAUCAUGAAAUGUAAGAAUCCUCGAGACCAGUCCAUGGCCAUGAUUAAAUGGGUUAUAGAUAAUACCCGCAGGUAUAUAUAUGUGAACUCGUUUUUACUUUCGUAAAUAAAUCUCAUGAAUUUGUGUGUUUUCAGCGCUUUAUGUAAAUACCCGCACGUAUGUAUGUGAACUCGUCUUUAUUUUCAUAAUAAUAAUAAAUCAGAUAAGUUUGUGUUU